UGUGGGGGUGGACAGUGGACUCUGACCUGGGACAUUGCUGCCCUUGGCCUCCUCAUCGCUGCCACUAUCACCAUGCUGCCCCUUGAGACCCCACUGCUCUUGACCCUGCUGCUGGUGGCCAACUCACUGGCCCAGAGGGUUCGACCCCCUCGGCCCCCAACCCUCAUCAGCAGCAUCCAGCCCAAGGCCAGAUUCAAUGCUCAGCAGUUUUCAGGGACCUGGCUCCUCGUGGGUGUGGGCUCUGCCUGCCGCUUCCUACAGGAGCAGGGUCACCAGGCUGAGGCCACCACAUUGCACGUGACUCCCCAGGGUGCAGCCAUGGUCAUCAACACCUCCCGCAAGCUGGAUGGGAUCUGCUGGCAGGUGCGACAGCUCUACAGAGACACAGAGGUCCCUGGCCGCUUCCUGCUCCAAGCUCAAGGAGCCCGGGCCCCUGUGCACAUGGUGGUUGCUGCGACUGACUACCAGGGCUUCGCCGUCCUAUACCUGGAGCGGGCGAGGCAGCUGUCUGUGAAGCUAUACGCCCGAUCGCUGCCUGUGAGUGACUCUGUCCUGAGUGUGUUCGAGCAGCAGGUCAAAAGUGCCAACCUGACUGAAGACCAGAUCUUAUACUUCCCCAAGUAUGGUUUCUGCAAGGCUGCUGACCAGUUCCACAUCCUGGAUGAAGUGAGGGGGCAAGGCCUGCGGGAGCCGUGAUGGGUCACCUGCUGCCCUCCUCGGUGAGCUCCAGAGCAGCGCUGGUCAAGGUCAGGGCCCUGUGGUUCUUGAGGAGUCUCCCCUGUCUGCUCUCAGAAGCCACCUCCCCCUGGGAGCUCAUUAAACAUCACAGUGGA
Marmota monax (woodchuck) is the source of this 833-nucleotide messenger RNA. It is a transcript of the gene C8g, whose product is annotated as complement C8 gamma chain. The coding region runs from base 73 to 696 and encodes 207 amino acids. The record is from RefSeq and is a predicted model, not a curated record. Gene Ontology annotation, cellular component: membrane attack complex. The transcript is spliced from 7 exons. Gene Ontology annotation, biological process: complement activation. NCBI's taxonomy places the organism in Eukaryota, Metazoa, Chordata, Mammalia, Rodentia, Sciuridae.